Etheostoma spectabile (orangethroat darter) is the source of this 3081-nucleotide messenger RNA. It is a transcript of the gene ndnfl, whose product is annotated as neuron-derived neurotrophic factor, like. NCBI's taxonomy places the organism in Eukaryota, Metazoa, Chordata, Actinopteri, Perciformes, Percidae. The transcript is spliced from 4 exons. The record is from RefSeq and is a predicted model, not a curated record. Gene Ontology annotation, molecular function: heparin binding; protein binding. Bases 637 to 2388 code for a protein of 583 amino acids.
CGCACUCACCCACUCGCUCCCUCACUAUCAGAUUGCACAUUCAGAUACACAAACACACACAAUCCCACAUUUGAAUUGCAAGUGAGCUCUGUUCACUACCAGAGGAGGUAAACAGAGGGAACAAGUUAAAAGAACAGAAGGGGGGAAAGAGAGAAGAGACAGAGAGAAGAGAAGAGAAGAGAAGAUAACAGAACAGAAGAGAAGGAAACAGGCUUCACUGACCGGAUGACAUUCACACAGUUUUUAGCAGGACAAGCCUCCACGUGUGGAGGACUGAGAGACAGAGAGUGAGGAGAGUGCCUGAGGAGCUUUGCACCACACCAGGGCACACAGGAGCUGGGACAGCCCUGAAGGGACACCUCCUGAAGAAGUAGGGAGUGAGCAGCACCCCAUGGGACACAGAGUCAGAAGAACACCCGACAGCAACCUGCUGUCGCUCCUCCUCUCCUCUCGACCAGCUCUCAUCCCCUUCUCCUCCUCCUCCUCCUCCAUCCUUGCUCCCUCACUCAUUUGAUCCCAUCCCUCACUUCCUGCGCAGGAGAGGGAGAGCAUGCACUGAGAGAAGAGCCUGGGAGAUAUCCAAGACGUGGCCACUGAGGAAACUUUAAGAGUGAAGACAGACAGGAGGAACCAGUCAUGGCACUCAUGUUCCUGUCGUGGUGUCUCAGUGCAGCUUUGGCACUGUUUUGUGUUUCUUCAUGGACCCAGGUCCACGCAUCCCUGGCACCUGAGAAUGAGGUGCCACUUCGCCCAACUACAUGGUUCCCAGAAGGAAAGAUCACCUCUGUAACUCUCCCCAAAGGUCGGACUCACAGGCUGUACUUCACAUUAAAGAAGAAGGCUCCGGCAAUGUCGGUGACUGUCAGCCCCUGUGACCUCCCCAUUGAAUGGAGCUUGUCAGCCCGCACCCUGAAGGACAAACCCCUCAAGAACCUGCAGUGGAGCACAAAAAAGAGUAUGCCCGAGGUGUGGUGGCGAGGUCCUGGGAUUGAGGAAAAAAUGCACAGCUUCACAGGCAAUGCAGUUGACACCUACAGGGGUCCUUCCCAUCCCCAGGCUUCCAUCUACAUCCUGAGGCUGCGUUCCAAACAGCAGAACAGCAAAGCUACAGUGUACUUCCAUGAAGGCCUGGGCCCCUCAGGUGCCUUCCCUCUGCUCCCAGCUGACCCUCGAGUUCACACAUUAGGCGUAGGCAUGACCAGUGUCACCCUCAGCUGGGCUCCCAGUGCCUCGAUAACCAGUCUCCCACAGACGCAGAAAAGCUAUGAAUACUGUGUCCUUGUCAACUCUCUGCAAAACGUGCCCAGCGUUUGUGCUGCACAAGAAAGCAAAAGGAAAAAGAAGGACCAGAAACAAGAAAAGAAGGAAAGGAGGAGAGUGACAGUGUGGCCAAUUUUGAAAGAGUGGUGGUGGCAGCAGUGGGACUCUCAUCCUGAUCCCCAGAGUCCACCUUCCUCCCUUGCUGAUGAUAAUGCUGAUCUCCAGUGUGUGUGUCAGGGGACCGAGAGUGUUUGCACCAUCUCUGAGCUCCUGCCUGACACCCAGUAUUACUUUGACGUCUUUGUGAUCGACAGGCUGAACGGGACCAGCAUGGCGUACAAGGGGACAUUUGCUCAAACGCACGAGGAGGCUCAGCUGAAGAUUACCACACUAAGAGAAGGGGAGCUGAGGUGGGUGACCUUCCGUGACAGAGGCUCUAACUCAGAGCAGUUCUUUAUUUUCCGUCCUCGGGGCUGGCAGCAGAGUGGCCUCCUCACCUUGCAGAGCUGCAGUGGAGCCAAAAAGGUUAAGGUCACCGUGUCCAGCAAAGGUCAGGUUUUGACCUCCCAGGCAGUGGGGGAAGAUUUAGUGCACAUUUGGCUCCAGGGAAGUUCGUCCUAUCUCAUCCACUUGGAGAGGGAAGGAACUACUACAGGCCAGAAUUCUGCCGCUGCAGACCUAGCUCUACCAGGAGGUCUGAUGGCUUCAGUCAAAAUGCAGACCUCCUCAGCCUACCACCGCAAAGAGGUCCCAGCUCUGCCCUCAACCUUGCAGAUAAAAUCGUUCAACCGGCUGCGUGGUUGCAACAGUGUCACCCUGGCGUGGAUGGUCACAGAGCAAAGAAACCUGUACUGCGUGUACCGCAGAAACCUGGGAGACCGCGAAGGAGAGACAGGGGGAGCAUCAGCUCUAACUGCGCCCUGUCUGGGGCCAGAGUCCCGCUCUGACACCGAGAGGGUUCUCUGCAAGUAUUUCCAGGAGCUGAAUCCUCUGCGGGCCGUCACUACAGCUGUGAUCGGGGGGCUGAAACCAGGGAUGGCCUAUGUGUUUGAUGUCUAUCUAAUGAGACGCUGGGGGAUCCCUAUUAAAUAUGCCAGCAAGAUGGUGAAGACCAGAAAGGAAUGCUGAGCUGCCGCCCCCUACAGGUUGUUUUUUAGACUGUCCCAGUUUAGGGGGAAAUGCAUCGGCCACGGACAUGAGACUGACCAUGAGAACAAAGCCAUUUGACUGUUGUGGAGAGGCUGUUACCGUAACAAGGAAAUAUUCCAUGAAAGAGCAAUGGUUUUAUUUAAAUUCCACUAGCACUAUCCAUGCAAGUGGAUGGAUGGCAUAGGAGAAUGAUCUGCACACCAGCAAAAGUUCAUAACAUUUACAAUACAACUUAUGUGCUUUCAUCAUUUUGUUUUUCAUUGUUGAUGAUAAUGAUGAUGAUGAUGAUGUGCCAGUUGUCCAACUGCUUAUUUUGUGUUGUGUGAGUACAAAGGACAGAUGAGGUUUAUGAUGACAGAAUGUCAAUACAAAAACAACAACAACAACAACAACAACAGAGACUGUGCCAAAUAUGCAACAGAAACAGAUGGGGCAAUAAUUGGACUACAUCUGAGACAGGGGGGUUUGCAUUGUAUAUCUCCAGUGCUGCAUAUUGUACAGGCUUAUAAACACAGAUGGGUGCAAUCUACAGAUGCUUAGUUCAAAGUCAGUGUGUAUCUUUGUGUUCUGCUUUCGCAUGAAGCAGUGAAAAAUACUUAGUGACUUGCCUCAUUGUCUUUGAUGUAUUCUUGUGCUGCUUCAAACGCACCAAUAAAUACUAGGGUACCUGUA